Molecule: messenger RNA, 1652 nt
Organism: Betta splendens (Siamese fighting fish)
Lineage: Eukaryota; Metazoa; Chordata; Actinopteri; Anabantiformes; Osphronemidae
Product: laminin subunit gamma-2
Exons: 9
Coding region: 126-1157 (343 amino acids)
Source: RefSeq, a predicted model, not a curated record
UGUCAUAUGACUCCGAUGAAAAGCCUGAUCCCGCUGAGGGCGAGCGGCGCCGGAGUCCUGUCCGCAGCACUUGUCAGACAUGAGAUGCUGUAGGCUCACACUCUUUGCUCUCACUGCUCGAUAAUAUGAGGAGGAUGACGUCUCGGGCUCUUCUGCCAGCGAUCGCCGCCGCUUGUUACAUAGGCCUAGUGGUGAGUCAAACCACACUCACGCCGGCUGUGACCAACGCCACCCCCAUCGCCAACGUGACCAGUCCGACUCCGACGCCUGUGGUUGCGAGCACGACGCCGGGCUGCUCUGCCUUCAACUUGUCUGCGUGUGAACCCUGCGCACCAGGGUCGCAAUACGACAACCGCACCCUGCUGUGUGCGUGCUGCUCCGACCCUGGGCUGUGUCUAUUUCCUGGAGCCUGCCUCCCGUGCAGCAGAGGGUUCUACCAGCCUCUCGCGGGUCAGCAGCGGUGUCUCCCCUGCAACCGGGGAUUUUAUUCUAAUUUCACUGGAAGUCCAUUAUGUCGUCCCUGUCCUUCUGGAUCCUUUAACAAUAACACUGGCAGAGACAAUUGCACAACUUGUUCACCAGGCUUCUUCUCAUCACAGAGUUCAACGUCAUGUUCUCCAUGCGCGCAAGGACGGUUUUGCAACGCCUCUGGUUGCAGUGAGUGUCAGGUGUGUCCUGCAGGAACAGAAGCUCUGCAGGCCGCCGCUAAAGACUGCACGCCGUGUCGGCCAGGCAUGCACAAAGCCGCCCACCAGACUAUGUGUCAGAUCUGCGCCAGUGGCUUUUUCCAGAUCCACUGGGGCCAGGAGAGCUGCGACGUGUGCCCGGAGAGCCACUACUGCCCCAGUCCAGAUGUGAACCCCAUCCAGUGCCCGAGCGACGCCUUCUGUCCGGCGGGCAGCCUGGCUCCGGGCUACUGCAUGGAGACCUUCUUCCGAAAAGCAGGGGACACGUGCGAAUUGGCCCCUGUCACUAUUGCUCUUUUAGUUAUUGGAGGAGGAGUCACCGUGCUCUUCAUCAUUUUACUGGUUCUGCGCCGCCGUAGAGAUGCUGGAGAGCUGACUGUAGCUCGAGCUCCGUUAUUAUGCAAAGAGCGACCUCAGGGGCGAUACUAUGGAAUGCCCUGUGACGCAGAGCCUGUGUACGCCGGCUGGUGAACCACGGGAGCUCGGUUCAGCGUUGUGAUUGGACUCCAUGUGGAACAUCGCUGAAGACAAAAGAGAGCUGACGAAGGAAAACUGAUAAAGUAUUUAAGUGACAUCCUGAGCAUUUGUGAUAAAACAGAAGUAAAUAAUUGUAAGUUUUUUUUGUAGUUUGACUCUGUUACAGUUGUUGGAUUGUGAGAGGUGUGAUGAAACCGUGGAAGUGACACAUGUGCUGCAAACCCCUCUCUUUCAUUAAAGCACUUUUAAGAGCACACAGGUAGUUAACGGCCUUUGCACUGGUUGCACUAGUCUCCUUCUGCUCCCUUGUUGGUUCCACAGUGACGGGUGUAAACUGUGUAUUUAACUGCAUUACAAUGUGUGUGUGUGUGUGUGUGUGUGUGUGUGUGUGUGUUGUUUAAUUGAUAUUUUUGCUUGAUGUUUUCUUUCACUUUUGAGAUUAUAUUUGUAUGUUUUAAAAGAAAAUUAAUAAAAAAAAUAUUCAGGUGA